This is a messenger RNA of Scleropages formosus (Asian bonytongue), 646 nucleotides long. Its product is annotated as interferon gamma 1-like. Lineage: Eukaryota; Metazoa; Chordata; Actinopteri; Osteoglossiformes; Osteoglossidae. The record is from RefSeq and is a predicted model, not a curated record. The coding region runs from base 86 to 622 and encodes 178 amino acids. Gene Ontology annotation, biological process: immune response. The transcript has 4 exons. Gene Ontology annotation, molecular function: type II interferon receptor binding. Gene Ontology annotation, cellular component: extracellular region.
GUGGAUUCACUCAUCUGAGCGACUUUUCUACUCGUCUGACGAGUUCUCACGAAGAAGGUCAGAAGCGACGGAUCUCUUCAGAAAAAUGAACUCCUCGCACAGGCUGCUUCUUCUCUGCGAAAUAUGGGCAGUAACUAUCGGAUGGGCGAGUUCUGUCGACUUCGUGUCGCACAACAUGAAAGAGGACCUACAGAAACUGAAAGAGCAUUUUAAUACCAGCGACAAGGCCUUGUUCCGGGACCCCGUUUUUUUGAGGAACCUCCAAGACCUGGAAUCCAGAUUUGAAGAGGGGGAGCAGAAAGUGCUGAUGGGUGAGCUUUUGGACGUGUACCUUAGCAUUCUGGAGGACAUGAUGAACCGCACCGAGGACGACAACCUGAAACGCAGUAUUACGCUCACUAGAAACAGGGUGUCUGACCUAAGGAAACACCACUUCCAAAGCAAAGGGCACCUGAAGACCCAGCUGCAGGACCUGUGGGCCAUCGAGACAGAUGACCCGCUGGUCCAGCGCAAAGCUGUGCGCGAGCUGACGACGGUAUUCCACAAGGCCUCAGUCCUAGGCAGCAAGAAGAAGGUCCCUGCCCGCAGGAGACGACGACAAGCCGGCAGACGGCGGAUAUAGCCACUCCAACAAAUGGGAUGGGAG